Molecule: messenger RNA, 2281 nt
Organism: Microtus ochrogaster (prairie vole)
Lineage: Eukaryota; Metazoa; Chordata; Mammalia; Rodentia; Cricetidae
Gene: Fam133b
Product: family with sequence similarity 133 member B
Exons: 11
Coding region: 117-836 (239 amino acids)
Source: RefSeq, a predicted model, not a curated record
CGGGGCGCCGCUCUCUGGGCGGAGCGUAGAGGCGGUGGGAGGACUUGCAGCGGGCCGCUUCGGCUUCUUCUCGGGCCUACUCUGUCCUCGGCUUCCCGCCCCUUCAGCCGGCCACCAUGGGGAAGCGGGACAACCGCGUGGCCUACAUGAAUCCAAUAGCGAUGGCUCGAUCAAGGGGUCCAAUCCAGUCUUCAGGGCCAACAAUCCAGGAUUAUCUGAAUCGACCAAGGCCUACCUGGGAGGAAGUAAAGGAACAACUAGAAAAGAAAAAGAAGGGUUCCAAAGCUUUGGCUGAAUUUGAAGAAAAAAUGAAUGAGAAUUGGAAAAAGGAACUAGAAAAACACAGAGAAAAAUUAUUAAGUGGAAAUGAGAGCUCAUCCAAAAAAAGACAGAGAAAGAAAAAAGAAAAGAAAUCUGGUAGGUAUUCAUCUUCUUCUUCAUCGAGCUCUGAUUCUUCCAGCAGUUCUUCAGAUUCUGAAGAUGAGGAUAAAAAACAAACAAAAAAGAAGAAGAAAAAGAAGAGUCGUUGCCAUAAGUCUCCUGAAAGCUCAGUGUUGGACUCCGACUCGGACAGCAAGGAUGGUUCAAAAAAGAGAAAGAAGUCAAAGGAUGUGACCGAGAAAGAAAAGGACAAUAAAGGAGCCAGCAGGAAAAGAAAGCUGUAUGAAGAUAGAGCACUGACUUCUGAGUCAUUGUCAGAGCUGGAGUGUGAGGAGGUGCAGGCGAAAAGGAAGAAAAGUGAGGAUAAAGAUAAAGCCAAAAAGAGAAGGAAGCAUAAGAAGCACAGCAAGAAGAAGAAAAAGAAGGCUGCCAGCUCCAGUUCAGACUCGUCAUAGCAUCGGGAAGACCAGGGUCCCUUACAGGGUGCAAUGGUGAAGGAGCUCUUAACUGUGAAGAUAACGACAUACGUAGUAACGUGCAUGAAUUCCCUUGUGUUUAGACCUGUCCUGGACUAGUCAGUAGCCACUUGAAUGCUGCUGUAUGAAAGGCCAUGAUUGUUGCCUGCUGCCUGAACACCUUUUCCUCUCUCCCAGUGCUCGAUGACUCUGGGGGACUGUACUUUGCAGUCAUAUUAGUGGUUAAGAUAUUUGGAAUAAAGCUAAUAUUUUUUACUAGAUGUACUUAGUUAGGAUAAGUCAACAGAAACAGUCUGAAUCCAUCUCUAAGAUGUGACCAGAAAUAAUGAGGUGACUAGGGAAAUUUUCAAAGUAGGGGUUACAUUAAUAUUUCAAAAUUCUUAUGCUGUAGAUAAGUGUAUUUUAAUUUUCCCCAUGUAUAUUUUGAUUUACUUGGGGAAGGAGCUUUUAGGGGGGGUUGGUUUGCUAUCUCUUUAGCUACCAGAACAGCGUGCCUUUGAUCUCACACUACUUUUGUGGACACAGUAGCCAUGCUUCCUGGGAGGUCAGAGCUGGGCACCAUCAGUCCUGCCCUUGAGUGAGGUUAGUGAUAUCCAUUGUAUGCUGCUUUGAAUGAACCAGAGAUACUCGGCCCUUUGCAGCAUGAGAAGCCCCCACAGCUCUGGCAUUUACCUCCACUUCAGUAAUAUCUGAAUGUUUCUUAGGGUUAGAUUGUGUUGUCAUUUGAUUUAAUUCUGCUUACACUUUGACUUUGGAGAAGUGUUUAGUAGACACUGGUACUUUCUGAACUGAUAGCUAACAAUUCUAAAGUGGAUGAUUUAUGCAGGUCUUAACCAGUCAGAAGGGGUUAUGUAGCCAGUGAUAGCUACUUUAUGUUUUGUAUAGAUUUUGUUUAGGCUGCAGUGUUUAACUUUUAACUCCUUACUCUUGCUGUCUUAAGUUCAUUACUAUGUUUAGUGGUACACAAGAUAUUUAGCAUGUAAAAAGCAGGACUUUUGGUUUUCGUUUUUAAUAGCUUCAUAUUGAAGCUAAGACUUUUACCACAAACAAGUUGAGUGGCAGGCCUAGUAUGCUGUAUCUUGUUACAUAAAGCUGUUGCCAGAAUCUUAGUAAAUAGAAUGUUUUAAAAGUUUGUUGUCUUUGUAUAUUAAUAACAGAUUAUGACAUGUUAACUUACAUGAAACUACAUUACUGCUCUUUCUGUGUCAUGUUUUACUGAGAUUUUGUGCCUCAUCUCUGAGUUAUUAGGAAUGUUGAAAGGAAUUGAUAAGUCAUUUUCAUUUUACACUUUUAUAUAAUCAGGUAAUAUGAAUAUAACAAUGUACAAUUUGCCUGUCAGAGUGUGUGCUAAUUAUAGUGGAAUAUGCACAGAACAUUUUGGCAUGAAAGAGGCUGAAUAAAUAGCUAUUUUACUUAAAAUAGCU